This is a messenger RNA of Sardina pilchardus (European sardine), 3688 nucleotides long. It is a transcript of the gene dis3l, whose product is annotated as DIS3 like exosome 3'-5' exoribonuclease. The coding region runs from base 43 to 3246 and encodes 1067 amino acids. The transcript has 17 exons. Gene Ontology annotation, molecular function: RNA binding; 3'-5'-RNA exonuclease activity. Lineage: Eukaryota; Metazoa; Chordata; Actinopteri; Clupeiformes; Clupeidae. The record is from RefSeq and is a predicted model, not a curated record. Gene Ontology annotation, cellular component: cytoplasmic exosome (RNase complex). Gene Ontology annotation, biological process: rRNA catabolic process.
GAUAGGCUUCCGUGAAAGUUAUGUUGUUGUUACCUUGUUGUUAUGAUGAUCAAGACAGAAAAGGUUUUACACUUAAAAAGUUCCCGCGGGGGGAAAGUGCGUGUCGUGCGUGAACAUUAUCUGAGAGAGCAUGUGCCUUGUUUUAGUGCACUUUGUCAAGCUGCAUGUCAAAACGAAGGCAAAAUCCUGUCUGGAGACGUGACGCACUAUGUUGUCCCAGAUGCUGGCGUGGUGCGAGACUUCUUGGAAGUGCUGGAGUUUCGAGAGCUCCAGGGGAUUGUGUUCACGCAGACCGCCUGCCAGGCUGCGCAGCACAGCCGACGGAGGCUGUACAACCGGCUGCGCGGCAUGCUAAAGGACCCACGGCACCAAUGUAUUCAUUUCGCCAACGAGUUCCAGCGGUACUCUUACUGCCCCCGGGAGAAAGGAGAGAGCCAAGAGAAAUGGCAGACACGGUGUAUUUAUGAGGCCGCCGUGUGGUACCAUAACCAUCUGGCUGGCCUGAAACCAGUGGUCAUGAUCACGGAGGACCAGGAGGCCGUGGCUGAGUACGGUAGCUGCACCAGCGGGGUGUACGUCAUCUCAACUCAGGAGUACCUGCAGAGUUUCUGGCCCGAGCUGCAGGCUGCCCAGGAGCUGUACAGCUCCAUCUGUCAGGCCCGGCAAGAGCGCGAGAGCGAGAGCACGGAGCGCGAGUACACAGAACACCUGCCUGCCGAGGUGCUGGAGGCUGGCAUCAAAUCUGGACGCUUCAUCCAGGGCACCCUUAACGUGAACAAGCACAGGGCGCAGCAUGAGGCCUUUGUUCGCUUUGAGGGCUCCUCGAACAAAAGCUCAGAGCUGAACAGCGACGUCCUGAUCUGCGGGGGGAAGAAUCGUAACCGUGCGGUGCACGGAGACAUGGUUGCCCUGGAGCUGCUGCCUGCCAGAGAGUGGCGAGGGCGCACCACCGCGCUGCACGAGGGCGUGGCAGAGGACAAGGCCGGGGAGGAGCCUCAGAGCCAGCCGAUGCCCACAGGCAAAGUGGUAGGGAUUCUUCAGAGGAACUGGCGGGACUACGUUGUGACCUUUCCCCCCUGGGAGGAGGUGCAGUCUCAGAGCCGCAAUUCCCAGCGCAUCCUGGUCACACCUUGGGACUACCGCAUCCCCAAGAUCCGCAUCAGCACACAGCAGGCUGAGGCCCUACAGGACCACAGAGUGAUCGUUCGUCUGGACUCGUGGGAGAGCACCUCGCUCUACCCCAACGGCCACACCGUCAGGGUUCUGGGGAAGUCGGGCGAGCUGGAGUCGGAGGUCCAGACCAUCUUGGUGGAGAACUGCAUCCACGUACCUCCGUUCUCCGAGGCACAGCUGCGGGAGAUGCCCGUGAACUCGGCGGAGCAGCCGUGGAGCGUGGCGCCGGAGGAGGUCAGCUCUCGGCUGGACCUGCGGGACACGCACCUGGUGUUCAGCAUCGACCCGCUGGGCUGCGAGGACGUGGACGACACGCUGUCCGUCCGCCUGCUGCCCGGGGGCACGCGCCUGGAGCUGGGCGUCCACAUCGCCGACGUCACACACUUCGUCAAGGAGGGCUCGCUGACCGACCUCGAGGCCCGGGCCAGAGCCACCACGUACUACCUGGCAGACCGCAGGUACGACAUGCUGCCGGCCGUACUGAGUGCAGACCUGUGUUCCCUGCUGGGAGGAGUGGACAGGUACGCGAUGAGCGUGAUGUGGCAGCUGGACACGGCGUCUCUGUCCAUGUGCAAGGUGUGGUACGGCCGCACGCUGAUCCGCUCCUCCUACCAGCUGCACUACGAGCUGGCGCAGAGCCUGCUGAACGGCGAGCCGGCCGCGGUGCCCGAGCUGGAGCGGCUGGACGACCCCGACCUGCGCAGCCGGCGGCGGGCGGAGCUGCUGGAGGCGCUGGGGCAGCUGACCCGCGUGGCGCGGCACCUGCGGGCGCAGCGCGACCAGGGGGGGGCGCUGGAGCUGGAGGGGGUGGAGGUGCGCGCGCAGCUGGACAGCAGCAAGAACAUCACGGCGCUGGUGCCCCGGCAGCCGCUGGAGGUGCACGAGACCGUGGCCGAGUGCAUGAUCUACGCCAACCACUGGGUGGCGCGCAAGAUCCAGGAGAGCUUCCCGCACCAGGCCCUGCUGCGCCACCACCCGCCUCCGCGCCAGGAGUUCUUCAACCAGCUCAUCGACAGCGCCCGCACCCGCGGAUUCACCAUCGAUACACGGUCCAAUAAGGCUCUGGCCGACUCUCUGGACCAGGCGGUGGACCGGAGUGACCCCGUGGUGAACCGCAUGCUGAGGAUGAUGGCCACUCAGGCCAUGUCCAACGCUCUGUACUUCUCCACGGGAGCGUGCUCAGAAGAGCAGUACUACCACUACGGUCUCGCUCUGGACCGCUACACGCACUUCACGUCUCCCAUCCGUCGCUAUGCCGACAUCAUCGUGCAUCGGCUCCUGAUGGCCGCGGUUGCUGCGGAGACGGACGGGCCGCCCAGCAGAGCUGUAGCCUCCAACAAGGAGCUGGAGGAGCUGGCGCACCAGAUCAACAACAGGAACAGAGCUUCGCAGCAUGCACAGAAGCAGUCCACCGAGCUGUUCCAGUCCCUCUACUUUAAAGAUAAGGACCCUCUCACCGAUGAGCACUGUGUCGCCGACGCGGUCAUCUACGCCAUCAGGGCCAACGGCAUGCUGGUGUUCAUCCCAAGGUUCGGCAUUAAGGGUGCCGUGUACCUGAAGAGUCGGGAGAACCAGGUGGUGGCCGUGGAGGGGGACGGACGCUGUGUGUGGCAGGCAGGGACGCUGGACAGACACCUGGACCGGAUCAGCACCACCACGAGCAAGGGCACACACACCUUCCGUGUGUUUGACCACAUAACUGUGCGCAUCUCUGUGCAGCCGGCCCGCUGCCACCCACUCAACCUCUGCCUGGAGGUGGUCAGCAGCCGGCCGCACCAGGCCCCGGCGGCCCCGACGACCGCGGCGGAGACAGGGACGGGGACGCAGCCCAAAGUGCGGGGCCGCUCGGAGCUGGUGCAGGAGGUGGUGCGUCUGGCGGAGCAGGCCUCGCAGCAGGCCGAGGAGAAGAAGGGCAGGAAGGCCAAGCUGCCCAGGGAGGAGCGGGAGUUCAGGCAGAGCAAGCAGCCCAACCUGUACUCCCUCCUGCAGGAGAUCGCAGAGCUGGCCCUGCUGGACCUCCAGAGCUGUGAGCCUUCAGGGCUAGAGGCCCAGACAUGCUCUACCUCUGCCUAGGGCUCAGACAUGCUCUACCCCUGCCUAGGGCUCCCCAGAACAUGACCCAGCGAUCUCCCGCUUUAUGACACAGCAUAAUACUACAGGCCAGGGCCUUCCUCCAUAGAUCUGCAAGGCCUUGGAGAAAUGGGACUAUAGAGAUGAUAACAGAUUAACUUUUUUUAGCCUCAGUGAUCUCAAGAAAUCACCGUCACAGAACUACAGAACAUGUGGUCACCUGCUGCUUUAAUUUCUUUUUUUUUUUUUUAAACAUCUGUUUAUUAGGACAUAUUUUCUUGCUUUAAUUUCCAUUAGCAUGGACUCGGUGUUCCCCCGUACAGAGCUGGGCAAGCUCUCAUGAGGACACUUUUUAAGCUUGAUGCUGGUUUUAGGAGUUUGUGUGAGUUGUACAGUAUAAUACAAUAAUGGAAUGUUCUGAUUUACUAUUAAAUAAAAUAUAUAU